Messenger RNA from Botrytis porri, 1119 nucleotides. RefSeq lists its product as uncharacterized. NCBI's taxonomy places the organism in Eukaryota, Fungi, Ascomycota, Leotiomycetes, Helotiales, Sclerotiniaceae. The transcript is spliced from 2 exons. Bases 259 to 522 code for a protein of 87 amino acids. The record is from RefSeq and is a predicted model, not a curated record.
GGGAGAGGCUAGAAAUUAUGAUAUGUAUAAGAGGAAUGAAGAUCACUACAACCAAGUGAGAAAUUUGGAAUCCGCACAACACUCUACUUUGUACUUCGAAGAAAUUGUGCUUUAAUUCUACGGCCACGCACAAGCUGAAAGACUUGCUUGGAUCAUUGAAAGUCUUCUGGCUUUGACACCAUCGAAGAAUAAUCUAUCUUCGCAUACCAUCCCGCCCUUACCACAGUUGAGCACCAUCCGAACUUUGAAUUGUCAAUAAUGUCGUACUCUAGCGAAGCCUAUACCUGCUGCUUCAAUGGCAAUGUGUUGGAAACAUGUCAGUAUUGCCGUGGUUCCCAACGAGAACCACGUUGUGUUCCUUGCAACAGUACUGGAGUAUCUCACCACCCUUGUCCAUAUCAUUCCAGUUCUGCAAACUACUAUUCCAAUAAUCUGCAAACUGUGCCGGCUCAUAGAAAUCAGCAAGUGAGACGCUCUUCUGGAAGGAGCAAGAACAGCCAUAGUGGCAGAACCGUCGGAUAACUGGGCUCUUGAUGUGCUACGAGUCGGAGGCGGGGGACCAAUUUCAUCCUUGCUGGAUUUUGGCGUUGAUUUUUUCUGAUGAUUUUGGUAUCAAUUGAAUGAGCAGUUCACCCGUUGGUUAGAUCCGGAUGUGGAGAAUGGAGUAUCUUGUCCUGAAAUUUAUCUUUGGUCAGGUUAGGACUGAGCAGAGAUCUGGAACUAUGAAGCAAGGGGUCCAGAUUUCAGAGUUAUAGCAUGCAGUAAGACCCAGUCAUACAUGGCAAUUCGAGGGUUAUUCAGAACGGUAUACACAGAAAGACAGACGGAAGCAGGCUCAAAAUUGGGUCCUAUUGAGACCGAUUGUUGGGAAAAAUGGAGUUGGUGGUUGCGGAUUUUCUGCGGCUUCGGAACGAUGGAUAUUCAUGGCCAAUCCGUCGGGAUGCAACUAAUCGGUCGAAUGUACAAGGGCAGUUCUGUGACUCGGGUCAUUUUGUGAUUCGGAACACUGAACAACGGCAUGAUGGGAGUCGAUGGUUCGAAACCCCUCUCAGUUGCGAAUACCACACUUUAAGAAGCCAAUCAAAAGAGCAUUUCAACAGGUCAUGCCAUCGAAGGAGG